Messenger RNA from Quercus lobata, 1380 nucleotides. Its product is annotated as O-fucosyltransferase 37-like. Lineage: Eukaryota; Viridiplantae; Streptophyta; Magnoliopsida; Fagales; Fagaceae. The record is from RefSeq and is a predicted model, not a curated record. Gene Ontology annotation, cellular component: cytoplasm.
AUGGUGAGCCAAUGCGAAAGUGAUAUGUUGCUCAAAUCAUUGCUUAACACAAUAGUAAGUUGCAAAAAAAAUUGUGUUCUUAGCCACUACACUGUAGAAUUGCUCCAAGUUUUGAAUUGUUGGAAGAUUUCAAGGGUAAGCUCUGUAAUUUAUGCUUUAUUUAGUAUUGAUUAUAGGAAAGCGUCUCCGAAGAUUUCAAAGAAGAAGACGAGGUUCUUGGUGGCGGGGGCCACUGGGGGACUAAAUCAGCAGAGAAAUCAGAUUGUUGAUAUUGUUGUUAUUGCAAGAAUUCUUGAGGCUGCAUUGGUUGUGCCAGUCUUGCAGGUUAAUCUGAUCUGGGGAGAUGAAAGUGAGUUUUCAGAUAUAUUUGAUGUAAAACAUUUCAAGAGGACUUUACAUGCUGAUGUACGCAUUGUAUCAUCUCUGCCUUCCACACAUUUGAUGUUAAGGAAAACCAUUGACCAAAUUCCUUAUGAUCUUUCUCCACUCUGGAUUCGAACCAGAUUCUUUAGACAACUGAAUGAAGAUGGUGUUCUGGUGUUGAAAGGUUUAGAUUCUAAACUUUCAAGGAAUCUUCCUUCUGAUCUGCAGAAGCUUCUAUGUGAGGUAGCCUUUCAUGCAUUAAGAUAUGCAGCACCAAUUACGGAGCUUGGAAAUCGGCUUACAAGGGGAAUUUGGAUUGAAGGCCCUUUCAUUGCUUUCCAUCUCCAGCGAGAGAAGGAUGUGUGGGUCAGAACUGGAUGUCUCACUGGUUUAGGCACAGAAUAUGAUGACAUCAUCACCAAGGUUCGAGAGUCUCAACCUGAAUACCUGACAGGAAGGUUAAACAUGACCUACAUUCAACGAAGACUUGCUGGACUAUGCCCUCUGAAUGCAUUAGAAAUGGCAAGGUUCCUAAAGGCUCUAGGAGCACCCAGAAGUGCACGGGUAUACAUUGCAGGAGGUGAGCCAUUUGGGAGAAACAAGGCUUUGCAGCCACUUGUGGCAGAAUUUCCAAAUGUUGUGACCAAGCAGAAGUUGGCACAAAAUAGAGAACUCACACAGUACAUUAACAUGUCAUCAGCUCUGGCUGCCAAUGACUACAUUGUCUCCCUGAGCAGCGAUGUCUUUGUACCUUCCUACGGUGGAAAUAUGGGAUCAGCAAUGCAAGGUCAUCAUGCCUACGUUGGGCAUAGGAAAUAUAUAAAGCCAAACAAGCGAGGCAUGCUUUCUUUUUUCGAUGAUACCUCCAUUUCUGACGCAGAAUUUGGAAGCAUCAUGAGGAAACUCCACAGAAAAUCUCAGGUGCAGCCUGAGAUGAGAGCUAACUGGAGAGAUAGAGAUGUGAUUGCAUACCCCAUACCCGAGUGCAUGUGCAGACACAGUACAGGCAUAUUUUGA